Drosophila guanche is the source of this 3020-nucleotide messenger RNA. RefSeq names its product sister chromatid cohesion protein solo (gene solo). The record is from RefSeq and is a predicted model, not a curated record. Lineage: Eukaryota; Metazoa; Arthropoda; Insecta; Diptera; Drosophilidae. The annotation marks the transcript as partial. The transcript is spliced from 8 exons.
ACUAUCGAUUGAUAGUGCGAUUAGUUAACUGAUAUAAAAAAUGGCUGACAAUGCGGCGAUAUUUAAGAUCUUCCUUUCUUCCUCCCGUCCUUCUCAACCAACGAUACGAUAAAGCGUUGUGAAUCUCAAAGAUCGUAGCUAAUUUGACUUUAUUGAAGUGUGGAACUAUUCGAAAGGAGAGAGAGGCCAGAAAAGAUCUAAGGAUCAAAGCCAGCAGAUAGUCUACGGAAAUUCGUGAAUCCUCCCAGCUAAAACUGAGCGUUCCGCUUUUUUAUUUUUUUGAUACUUAUUAAAAAAGGUCGAAUCUUACCAAAAUGUCUGACUGGGAAGGCGAGGAAUUUGAACCUGCGAAGGGAGUAGCUGCGAUGUCAGUGCAAGCUUGGAGCGACGAGGAGACACCCCAGAACACCGCAAGACGUGGAGGUGGUGGCGAAGAUGUCAAUUGUGUGCGCAUGAAGAUACCUUCAAGCUGCGACAGGGAUGUGGUGAUCUCCUUCCUUGAUCAUCUCGAUUUGCGGACAUUCACGACAAUGGUGAAGGUGCGAGAGCUUCGUGACUACUUGCUCACGGCCUUCGAAGAGCUUGUGACCAGCGAAAGGGAUGCACUGCAGCUUCAGGAUAGGGAGGAGCGAGAGAAGCAGUCGCGACUGAAUCGUGAAUCGACAGCCAAGUCCAAGCGCGUUCUAGAGGAAAUAAAUAAAAUGCUUAACCAGUCCGAAGCUGGGCAAAGUCAGGUGAAGAACAUGUUUAGGCAGCUCCACGGUAUGAGGGUAAAUGAGCAGCCUCAUUUGAAUGAUAAUUUUGAUGAAUUUGUGGUGCCCAGAUCUCGUCCGAGCAGAGAAAGACAAAGGGGCUCCAAAUGGCGUGGAACUGUGACCACGUCCUCAGAGGAAACUGCAAAAGUUCGACAGAUCAAAGAUCUCUACAUGGCCAGCUUCGCCUUGUAUAAUGCGAAUGAGGAAGCUGUAAUCCGAAAUGAACUCUCGUCAGAAGAUGAGACUGAAGCAGAAGAAGCAGGAGCAGUAGCAGCAGCCACAGCUGAAAAACCAGUUCUGGCCACUUUAAGCGCGGCAAAAUUUCCCCACUGGCUCAGUGAGAACUUUAUGCAGAUGCACACGAUACGAUUGAUUAACAUGGGCGUAACAACAGGGCUGCACAGUCGACGAGCCUGGCCUGAUGAGGGACAUGCACUACCACCGGCAUGGUUGGACGACCGACAGCCCAGACUUCUGGAUUUUUCAUUUUUGGCCGAGUCUAGUGAGCCGAUGGAGCUGCCAGCAGUUGAACAUGGCAUGGGAUACACAAGCAUACCGGCAGGCAGCCUGGGGACCAAUGUGGCGCGUGAGCAGCAGUCUCAGAAUCGGGACACCACUGAUAUAGCAUACUUCAGUCGCUACGGGUCGUUGUGCGAACAGGACGGCGGUGCACGUAUCGCCUUAUCAUCAACCCCAAUAACACCUAACAUCGACUACGGAUUGGCAUUCCACCCGACAUCGUCCUCAUCGCAGCCCGAUGAGGAGAACACUCCUAUGAUGCCAGGAUCCGGGAGUGCACGCUCGUUGCCAGCGGAGGUUGCAUUGGUGGACGUGGACAGCGGCAAUAAGCAGUCGAUGGUUAUGUCGCCCGCGUCAGAAGAUGUCGUUUCAACGGUGGCUCGCUCUCGACCUGGAGUCACACCGUUUCGCCCAUUGUUGCCAGUGAUCGACGAGGAGCAUCGCCUCUCUAUGUUACCGCGUUUGCUGAAGAAGUCGUUUCAUCCGCCCCCACCAGCAGACGAAACAACAGCAGCAGGAUCAUUAGAAUCAGGUUGCCCACCGGAAGCUUCCGCAGGAGGACCGUUAGAAGCAAUAGUAGAAGACACAACAGGAGCAGAGGUAGCAGCGGGAACUGCUCCUAUUACACCACCACAGACUCCGCGACGUGAUUGGAGUAGCAUAUUUCGAGCGCGUGAUCAAAUACCGAGCUAUGUCGAAACGCGAAAUGUCUCGGCACCAAGAAACCGACGUCCACGACGCCAGAGAUUACCGGAAACGCCGCCAAGGGAUACAUUGGACGAACAGCCGCGAUUGAAUCAUGAGAUCACAAAGAAUUUUAUGGCCAAUUUACUGCAAAGAGCGACAGAAAUGGUCAGAGCUCCACUGCAAAUGGUUAUUCACCCGCCAUCUACGACUGGCUCCCCCACUGCUCCUGACUCCGAUGGGGUGCUGCCUCAGAUGGAAGUGCUGGGAGAGCUGCAAGAGCCAAUGCAAGCAGAGCCGCCACUACAGGCAACAAUAUCGCGAUUUGCUUUAAACGCGGAAGCUCCUGAUUUUCCACCGGCUCUUCUAGGACCCUCUAUUCCAGAAAUCCUGCCUAACAUUUCGGAGAACGAAAUAACGAGUAUGGAUGUAACGGAAGCCCGGCAGGUGGCUGUGCCAAUGCAGAUUACCAACAGUAGACAGUCGGCGAACUCUUUGGCCGACUUGAGUGUAAACGCAAUCGUUACUGAUGUGCAAAUUCUGCCACCAUGGAGCAUGGACACCGGGAGCCUGUCACUUCCAGGCAUAGAUCAGACACGAGUGUCAACUGGAUUUCCAGCCAUAGAACAAGCAGGAAAAUCAGUAGAAAGUCUAGCCAUAUAUCAGGCAGGAAGAUCAACACUUCAGAGUGCGGAAAACGCAGUCGUGUCAGUAUCGUCUUUGCAACGGACAGCAACCACAGCAAUUCGUCGGAACAGAAAACACAUGGAAGACAUGGCAUACAUCGCGCAGCACACGGACAUGCUUCGUGUAAUGGUCGAUCAUCAGAAGUAUCUCAGCGAUCAGCAGCAUCCCGGAGAAGCGAUCAGACAGUAUCGCUCCCUUGCCGCUGUGGAGACCUACGAUCCACAUAUAAUAUUGGACAUGCCAAUAUCAAAGGUGGAGCUAGUCCAUGGUCUGUUUGAGGCACUCAUCACGUGGCCACGGGUGGAUUUGCAGAAUGCUCCGUUCAUCAAGAACCGCAUGGAUGCGGCGAGAACCUUUCGCUUUCUUCUGGACUUG